GUGGGUGACAUCACAACAUAGCGGUUUAUCUAUAUACACGUACAGGAGCCAGACGCAAUGAGAUAAUUGCAACAGUAUGGUCCAGCUGACAGUGCCAUCGCCACCCUCUGCACGCCGAGCACCGUCAGCUCGCGCAUUCCAAACCAACAGGUCUUGCCUGAUGUGAGCGAACAUCCCACGGCCAGCUAGCUUACCGCGGUGGCAGUCGGCAGCUCUCUGAUGAGUGUCAGGUAAGACAAACAUCAUGGUUGGUUUGUCAAGAACAAAUCUUUAUUUGAGACUUUUCCUCACCUUUGUAGUGAUGUGUCUGGCUUGCUGCUACUGCAGCAUGGUGGAGUGUGCUAUGGUGCCGUUAAAGACGCCGCAGUCACCGGCGGGACACCAGCAGCGGGGAGCCUCACCGCCCAUCACAGCCUCAAACGCACAACAUAGGACACUCUUGCAAGAGUCAAAUUCCAAAUUAUCAUCAUCAUCUUCAUUAGUAGUCGCAAUAGAAAAUAACCAGCUGCUUACAAAAUUUUUCCAAGAAACCAAAGAUUCAGAAACAAACAGCCAAAGAAAUUUAGACAGAGACAGACGAAGUGCUAAAAAGACCGAAGUCCUUCUCGACGAUUCGAUGAGGAUAGAGAGGGAGGCAGGGAACACAUCUAGCGAGCAGCCGCCGGCGUCCGAACACACCGUUUACACCGUCGGAGAGACGGGUGGCAUCCCCGUUGCAGGCUCGGGAUUUCUCGCAAAAACGGUUGAAAGUUUUGCUAAUUCAGCAGAGGGCUCAGGGUCUGAGCAAAUCGUCCAGACCAAUGUCCGAGCGAGUUCCGGUGGUGGUGAGGAGAAACAGUCCGGAGGAGGGGACAGCGACUACUGUCCAGACUGCGUCAGGAGAAAACAGGAACUCGAGAAACUGCCACCAGAGAGACUACGUCUCUUGCGUCUUGAGAAAAUAAAGAUGCAGAUUCUGAGUAAACUUAAGCUGGAGCGGGCGCCGAAUGUGAGCGCUGGCAGCGUGGACAUACCCGAGCCCCUGGCCAGGGGACGGAUGGCGGCCAGUGGGGACACGGACUUAGGGAUGGGUUACGAAGAUGGGGGCGAAGACGUGAAUGAAGACAACUGGGAGGAAGAUGAGCUUAAUGAGAUUCAAGACAAUUAUGAAGACACAAGCCAAGUGAUCAUUACAGCACAAGAAGGUCUGGGUGCUUGUCCACGCAAGAAGGAUUCCGUUGGUUGCUUCAGUUUUGAAAUCUCCGCUAAUAACCUGGAAGAAAACAUCGUUUCGGCCAAGCUAUGGAUUCACCUCAGAAAUAGUGCACAGGAAAUUGACCAAAACCGGACGUUGGUGGUGUCCCACAUUAGCAACGGUCGCCACGCUCGCCACACCGUUCUGCAUACGAGUACAGUGGAGUACAAAGCAGACUGGGUCACACUAGACUUGACACACGCCGUCAGGAGAAUGGUGGUACACGCAAAGCGGUCCUAUCUUUUCGAAGUCACGUGCGCGACCUGCCGUGCGACCGGCAACCCCGUGGACAUGAAGCCGGGGCGCCGCCCCUUCUUGGUCCUGGGGAAGGGGGUGAGGCGCCAGCGCAGACCUCGUUCAGUCAUCUGCCCACCGAACGAGACCCAGUGCUGUAAGGAGAUAUUCUACGUCUCGUUUGCAGAACUCAAAUGGGACUGGAUCAUAGAGCCGAAGGGUUACUCGGCUAACUAUUGCAGGGGCUCGUGUGACGACAACGUAGCUCAAGGUUACGCGCACACCUACGUCAUGACGACCGUAAGGAACCAGAACAUCGAUAGAGGACUCUCUAUCGUGCCCUGUUGCGCGCCUCUCGUCACUAAGCCACUGGUGCUCCUGUAUUAUGACAACGAAGGGUACAUCUAUAAGAAACUAUUGCAAAAUAUGAUCACAGAGAGUUGUGCAUGUAUGUAAAAUAUGCCGUAGGCUUCCACUAUUUAUUACUUUUUUGUAGCUCGGUGCUGUCGUCUUCGUGUGACGCAUUUUUCAUCGUCAAAUCACAUCCGAUCAAAGGAGGUCGGAUGAAACUUUGAAACGUGGGGUCAUAGGUCACUUCUCCUGCGCCAUAUCUCUCAAAGAGGCACGGCAUCCUGGGGGCCAAGUUUCAUAAAGGUGUUAAAGCAGAAAACACUGCUUGACGAGUUUAUUGGCUAAGCAAAAGUUGAGUCAUG
Molecule: messenger RNA, 2181 nt
Organism: Asterias rubens (European starfish)
Lineage: Eukaryota; Metazoa; Echinodermata; Asteroidea; Forcipulatida; Asteriidae
Product: growth/differentiation factor 8-like
Exons: 2
Coding region: 245-1924 (559 amino acids)
Biological process (GO): SMAD protein signal transduction
Cellular component (GO): extracellular region
Molecular function (GO): growth factor activity; cytokine activity
Source: RefSeq, a predicted model, not a curated record